Molecule: messenger RNA, 963 nt
Organism: Pseudoliparis swirei
Lineage: Eukaryota; Metazoa; Chordata; Actinopteri; Perciformes; Liparidae
Source: the annotation of a RefSeq genome assembly
AUCAUAACAAAUAUUAUUAAUCCUCUCACCCUUAUAAUCCCCAUUCUCCUGGCCGUAGCUUUUCUUACUCUUAUUGAACGAAAACUACUAGGAUACAUACAAUUACGAAAAGGGCCAAAUCUUAUAGGACCCUAUGGCUUACUUCAACCUUUCGCUGAUGGCUUAAAACUCUUUAUUAAAGAGCCCAUCCGUCCUUCAUCUUCUACCCCAAUAAUAUUUAUCCUUACACCCAUCCUUGCUCUUGUCCUAGCCCUUACUAUAUGAACCCCCCUACCUCUUCCAUACCCUAUUAUUGACCUAAACCUAGGCAUUCUUUUUAUCCUCGCCCUAUCUAGCCUAGCCGUUUACUCCAUUCUCGGUUCAGGAUGGGCAUCUAAUUCAAAAUACGCCCUCAUAGGAGCUCUCCGAGCUGUAGCCCAAACUAUCUCUUACGAAGUGAGUUUAGGACUCAUUUUACUAAGCAUCGUUAUCUUUGCCGGAGGCUACACACUACAAACAUUCAAUACAGCUCAAGAAAGUAUUUGAUUAAUUUUACCCGCAUGACCUUUAGCUGCCAUAUGAUUUAUCUCUACUUUAGCUGAAACUAACCGAGCCCCUUUUGAUCUUACAGAAGGAGAAUCCGAAUUAGUAUCUGGCUUCAAUGUAGAAUAUGCUGGAGGUCAAUUUGCUCUAUUUUUCUUAGCAGAAUACUCUAAUAUUCUUAUAAUAAAUACCCUUUCUACUAUCUUAUUUCUAGGGGCCUCCCACAUCCCAACCUUUCCAGAAUUAACAACACUUAGCCUUAUAACUAAAGCAGUACUUCUCUCUCUUAUAUUCUUAUGAGUCCGAGCCUCCUACCCCCGCUUACGUUAUGACCAACUCAUACACCUCCUCUGAAAAAAUUUCUUACCCCUAACCCUAGCCCUGGUUAUUUGACAUCUAGCCCUCCCUAUUACUCUCACCGGUUUACCCCCACAAAUAUAA